UUGCUGAACUGCCACUGUUGGGCAAGUUCGUGGCCUCUCUGCACCAGAUGCACUCAAGCAUAACAUGUUUUCUGAGCUGGGCUUGGCCAAAUGGGUUCACACAGCCAGUUCUAGCUUACGGGAUGGAAGCGUGGCUUCGCACGAUACAUGAGCGCAGUGAUUCCAUGGAAAAGGGAGCCUCCGCCUAGCGAGUCUGUGGUCUGCAGCACGCGGGCAACUGUUAUGCUGUAUGACGAUGCCAAUAAAAAAUGGGUUCCGGCAGGAAGUGGUCCCCAGACCUUCAGCCGCAUCCAGAUCUACCACAGUCCUGCCAACAACACCUUCCGGGUGGUGGGUCGCAAGAUGCAGCCGGACCAGCAGGUGGUCAUCAACAGUCCAAUCGUGAAGGGGCUGAAAUAUAACCAGGCCACGCCGAACUUCCACCAGUGGCGGGAUGCCCGCCAAGUCUGGGGUCUCAACUUCAGCAGUAAAGAGGAUGCCAGCCAGUUUGCCAGCGGAAUGAUGCACGCCUUGGAGGCCCUGGAUUCGGGAAACUCAGCACCCCCCCUGCGCCCAGUCCAGAAUGGACCCACUGCUGAUGAAGUCGCAGAGCAGCAGAAAAGGCACCAGCAGCAGCUGGAGAAGGAGCAGCAGGAGCAGGCUGAGCGGGAACGACGGGUGACGAUCGGAGCACCUUUGGUCGCCUCUCCAGGGGGAGGCCCUCCGCCACCCCCAGGCCCCCCUCCGGCCCCCCCCGGGCCUCCACCAGGACCUCCGGGGCCACUGCCAGGAGCCCUCACCGGCCCGCCCCCUCCUCCCGGGCCACCCCCUCCUCCGGGGCCACCGCCCGGCCUUCCAUCCCAGGCCACGGGGGAGCAGAGCUUCCCCGCCAGUGUCCUCCGGCACUCUGUCUGUGGGAGAGAAGGGGUGCCGCAUGUCAGGAGGGCACUGGGCUGGGGGAGGCUGCCUCACCCCCGUCUUCUCCUGCAGGAGGAAGGAGCAAAGGCCACCCCUGGCAGUGGAGCUCCCCCCAGCGGUUCUGGCGGAGGAGGACUCAUGGAAGAAAUGAGUGCCAAGUUAGCCAGGCGAAGGAAAGUUGCAGAGCAAAGCGAGAAGUCCAUUCCAAAGAAGGAGGAAGGCCCUGCGCCCCAAGAGGACGCUGAAGCCACUGGUGCCAAGCCCACAGAUGCCUUCCGGAGGCCUUGGGAGAAGACCAGUACGACAUUACCCAGGAUGAAAUCUGCCGGAGCGAUUACUGGCGGGGAGCCCACGGGUGGUGCAGGGGAUGAAUCCGAGUUGGAGCGGGUGAAACAGGAACUUCUGCAGGAGGUUCGGCGUGAACUACAGAAGGUGAAAGAGGAGAUCAUUCAAGCGUUCAUCACGGAACUUCGGAAGCGGGGAUCCCCGUAGCCUCCAGACCCUGCCGGUGCCACUCGGAGCCAGCAGCUUCUUUCUCCCUCAUGUGCAGAAGAGAAUAAAAAGAAAAAACGCAAAGGCCCCCAUCACCUUUCCGGCCCCCUCACGCACCAGACAGCUCCACGCGCCCCCUUCCCUGUCGGCUCCCCGGCCUUUGGCUCCCACCGUGCAAUUUUGGGGUGGGGGAGAGGGACAAUCUGUGCUAGCCCCCCACCCCAGGAAGGGCAGGACCCCCACCUGUGCCUUACCCAGAGCAAUAGCAGGAUCCUCCUUCCUCCCCCCCAGCCCCCCGCAAGGAAGGAAGCAGGCCUCUUUCCUGGAGGAUGGGGCUCCUCCUCCCCCUUCUCUGGGCCAGCCCCAGUCCCAGGGCUAGGGUUAGUCCCUCUGCCCCCCCGCCCCCCGCAUUUGUUGGCUGUCUAACAAGAACUGUGUUUGGUUUCCUCCCUUCCUCCCCCCGCCUCAGAAGGGUGUGUGCAGCCCAGCCAAAGGAGGGGAUGGGGAAGCGCCACCAGGAGAUGCCCUGGAUUAAAGUCACCCCUCCUGCUUAAGCCAACAGGAGGAGGCUCCAUUCUUGCAGCCACAGUUGCAAGGGUCAGACCGGGCAUUUGUCCUGGGGUUGGGGUGCAUCUCCCCCCCCCACCCUCCUGGGAGCAUUUCUGAGCACCCUCCAUUUUCCUUCGGCAGAAGAGGCUGCAUGAAGUGACGGAGCAGAGCAGAGGCAUGGAGAGCAAGGUCCCGAGGCUGCAAACAGGGUGGCCUGUUGCAGCUGGCAGGGAGCCCUUGGCCCCGGGGUGCUCCUUGCCAGCACCCAAAUUUGUGAGCGCUGCUCCUGCGGAGUGUGCCCCCGCUUCCAAAGAUGGAGCUCUUCUGGGCGAGGAAAGGGCCCUGUCAGUCCCUCCACACGCUUCCCAAGAUCCUUUCCUCAUUUCACGUAUUCUGCUGGUUUCACUUGGUUUUGUAACUUUUAAUUUUAUGCAAGGGGAGAGGGCAGUUUUUAGAAUAUUUUAUCAAAUGCCCCCACCCCUCUGGGUAUUUUUUUUAAAUAAACAUGUUUUCACCCUUCUACCUCCUUCAGGCCAUGGAGGGGAAACAGGGCGGGCUCUUCGCUUUUCUACUGAGCUGUAAUUUUUUGACUUUGUUUUUGUCAAGCUGGAUAGAAUAUUAUAUUUUGAUUUUAUUAUUAUUAUUGUUAUUACUGAUCUGCUGGGUAUAUCUGCCCGACUUCUUUCCACCCUUCCGCCACACAGCACGCGCUCGCCUGCAGAUGGGCACUAGGAUCUCGGGCACGUCCACCAGACUUCUCUUACGAAUAAAACUUUUCCUUUUUGU
Molecule: messenger RNA, 2724 nt
Organism: Python bivittatus (Burmese python)
Lineage: Eukaryota; Metazoa; Chordata; Lepidosauria; Squamata; Pythonidae
Source: RefSeq, a predicted model, not a curated record